Messenger RNA from Patiria miniata (bat star), 1963 nucleotides. RefSeq lists its product as uncharacterized. Bases 111 to 1121 code for a protein of 336 amino acids. Gene Ontology annotation, molecular function: sequence-specific DNA binding. The record is from RefSeq and is a predicted model, not a curated record. Lineage: Eukaryota; Metazoa; Echinodermata; Asteroidea; Valvatida; Asterinidae. The transcript has 3 exons.
GUUACGGGCGCCAUGUUGUUCCCAAGGGCAAGGUUCGCGCGGUUGAUGUAAAUUUUCGCUGUGCUCUUCAGGUUUCAGCAGGCCGUAAGGCCUAGGUCAGGGAGUUGAACAUGACUGUUUGCAGUGUGAAGGGCUGCCUUAAUCAUCAAGAGCGGGGUUUCAGACUGCACACAAUCCCUAAAGUCCCACACAGACGGAAAGUGUGGGAAGAAAUACUUCGAAAAGUCAACCAAACUCAAUUGGAUGCGAAUGGCCAACCGUGGUCUGCCCCGCCACACUCAAAAAUUUGUGAGGCACAUUUUGAAGAGGAAGCAUUGCAGCCAUUACGAAUGGACGGUAAGAAGAGGAAGUUGAAGCCCAUGGCAAUACCGACCCUCUUUGGUGACCGAGCUCGGCAAGCAGUACCAGCCAUCUUUGUUGACAGAGCUCAGCAAGCCAAGCCUAUUAGAUUUAGACCAAUCCUACCCGUCCCAUCACCAGUGCCAGAACUUGUCCCACCAAACACUGCAGCUCAGGACCAUGCCUGCACUGCCAGUGCCAUGCCUCAACCCAUGCCUCAACCCAUGCCUCAACCCAUGCCUGUUGUCUUUCCAGGCUCGGUUUCCAAAAACUCCAAUCUCAAUGCAAAUGAGCAACUCCAUGCUGAUGAUAGCGACACUGAAGAUGACGAAGAUGACAUGGCAAUCACAAACUCCUUGACAGCAGACAGUACGUCAGAUAAGCUCACUAAGAUGAGAGAGAGAAUGAAGAAGUACCGAGCCACGAUACACCAACUGAGGAGGGAAAAGCGAAUACUCGUCAAAAAGAAGAGCAUACUGGAGAGUAACAUGGUCAAGAUGUUUGGAAAAGAUCAGAUAGAGGCCUUGAGUCAUCAAGAUAGAGGUAUUCGGGGCAUCCGAUGGAGCAAAGAGACUAUCAACAAGGCACGCAGGUUAUGGCAAAUGUGUGGGUCUAACGGCUAUGAGUUCCUCUUACAGCAACACUACCCGCUACCAUCUAUUCGUGCUCUACAACGUGCUCAGGAAGAACAGAGAGCCAGCCCUGAACUCGACGAAGUGGUUGGUACGAGUCGUGCAACGUUGCUACCACAGGAAAUGUUUCAAACUGGUUUCCACAACUAAGAGACACGGAGGACAUUGUGCAAUUGUCCAAGUGUGCUUGACAACAACACCACCUGAGCUCCAAGAUAUUUGACGUUUAACAACAGACCUUUUCCAUUCAGCAGCCAUAUUUGAGGUAUUUUACUCAGGUAUAUAUCCAUGUGGAGCAAAAGCAUGUACCCCAGAGAUGGCUGCCGUGCAAAGAAUCUAUUCUGUAGAGUUGUAUUUGAGUCCAUCCCAAGUGUUUCCAGUAAGAAUAAGACAUGUUCCCAAUUGGAGCAGGCAUUGUUUCCCGGUGGAACAUUCCAAGCAUUCCAACUUUUAAGAUGUUCCCUUAUUUACCAUUUUUCCCAAAUUUGGUGAAGUCUUGUUUCCUUGUGAGUUUUUAUAACCUAUAAUAAGUAAUUAUUUAUGCACUUACAUUUAUAUUCACAAAAUAUAAGUACACUCAAAAUUUAAGAAAUACUGGAAUCUCAUAUAGUAAUGCUUGCGAACACAGUAUGGAGGGAUUAUCACAUUUCAGCAUAGUGCAAUAUCUAUGAUUAUAAACUCAAGUUACAUUAUUCAUUUGGACAGAAAAUGGCAUAAGAAGUUCCCAUAAUUUAGUAUGUAUCUUUGCAUAUUGUUAUUAAUUAAGUCAAAUUUAAGUCAUUUCAACAAUAUUUGCUAUAACAUACUGAUCCUCUAAAUCCAUUCAUUUCUGAAAUUGCAGCAAAAGCAAGUGUGGUCCAUUCCCUUUAACUUCGUACAGAAAACAAACAAACAAACAAACAACCCCAAACCCUGAAGCCCAAAAAAAUUCAAAACAAGCAAAACACGAUUAGCAUAUUUUAAGGGACAAUGAAAUGAAUGUUUCACUGGAG